UGCAAGUGUCGUCCCAGUCAUGGCCGAAUCGGAUGACGACGACACGUUCUUCCUCAGCAAGAAUGGCCUGGUCCACGGCCCAACCUGAGUGCAGGUGAGGUAGCAAAUACGACAUUAUUAAUAGUAAUUAUAUAUGUAUGUAUUGUAUAUCUGAUCUCUCUCUCUCUCUCUCUGUGUUUCGCGGGAACACAGGAGCAGAACAGGAGGCGGCCCUCAAUCAUGGAUCUCUCUCUCAUCUCAUUUACAAUAUAAAAGGAGGAAAUCACAUGCCCAUGGUGCCAUUGUGGUGUCGUGACUGACUGGUGACGACGAUGGAGGAAGUCUCCAGAAGGAUCUUGACCUUUCACCUCUUUUCUUUUUCAUAAAAUUAAAAGACUAAAAACAAAAUGGGUGGCCUGGCGUGGCCCAGCCAUAUUUAGCCACGUAUACUUAUGUAGUGGGAGGGAGGGUGAACAAGUAAAUUUUUCACAGUGAACUCUGGAACACCAUAGAAGCAACCAAGCAAGCAAGCAGAGAGAGAGAGAGAGAGAGAGAGAGCAUAACCAUGGCCCAGACCCACACAGACAGACGAGACAAGACAAGAAAUUAACCCUUUAAUUAAUUCUCAAACGCUGAGCUCAACUCAAUCACUCAAUCACUCAUUUCUCAAUUCUAAAACUAUGGCCUCCUCCUCCUCAUACGAAAAAUACGACAUCAGAAAAAGAAACCCAAAUCCAAAAGUGGCAGCUCUUCUAGUCAUCGACAUGCAGAACUACUUCUCCUCCAUCGCCCAGCCCAUCCUCCAAAACCUCCUCACCACCAUCCGCCUCUGCCGACGCGCCUCCAUCCCCGUCAUCUUCACCCGCCACUCUCACAAGUCCCCCUCCGACUACGGCAUGCUCGACGAGUGGUGGCGCGGCGACCUCAUCUUCGACGGCACCCCCGAAUCCCACCUCAUGCCCGAGCUCAACCCCGACGCCCAGGACCACGUCGUCCACAAGAACACGUACAGCGCCUUCAGGAACACGCGCCUCCAGGAAUACUUGCAGGAGAGGGGCGUGGAGGAGCUCAUCGUCACCGGCGUCAUGACCAACUUGUGCUGCGAAACGACGGCGCGUGAAGCCUUCGUUAGAGGCUUCCGAGUGUUUUUCUCAACUGACGCGACUGGGACGUCAGAUCCGGAGCUGCACGAGGCCACCUUGAAGAACUUGGCUUACGGGUUUGCCUACUUGGUGGAUUGCAACAGGCUUGAGGGGGGACUUUUUCCCAAUCAACAGCUUACUUAACCACCUUCUCCAACCUAAAACGAAUGUUUAUGUUGAAGGAGAUCUCGCUCGCUCGUGAUGGAUUUGGUUGAAUUUUUAUUUUAUUUUUUAUUUUACGAUUAAUUUGAAUGGGUAGG
Molecule: messenger RNA, 1381 nt
Organism: Prunus mume (Japanese apricot)
Lineage: Eukaryota; Viridiplantae; Streptophyta; Magnoliopsida; Rosales; Rosaceae
Source: RefSeq, a predicted model, not a curated record